GACUUUAGAUAUUACACAGACUACAAUGUGCAGCAGGUAGCGACCGCCUUAUUGUCCCCUUUCAAAUCACCAGCCAUCUCUGCUCAUUUCUCCAAUUCCAUCUCCAUUUUCAAUCAAACAAUGGAUUUAACUAAUCCAGAAUCAUCACAAGUUAUUUAUGAUGUUCCAAUAUUUUUUAAAGUCUACAAAAAUGGCCUAAUCGAAAGGUAUCGAAAACAUGAUUUUGCCCCUCCUUCCAAUAAUUCCGUCACUGGUGUUCGAUCUAAAGAUAUCGUAAUUGUACCGGAGAAUAACGUUACGGUACGUCUUUACCUGCCAAAAAUAACCCAAAAUGACCAGAAAUUUCCACUCCUGGUGUAUUUCCAUGGAGGUGGAUUUGUGAUUGAAUCGGCAUUUUCUACUUACUAUGAUAGUUAUCUCCACUCUGUAGCUGCAGAAACAAAUGUAAUUGCUGUAUCUAUUGAGUAUCGAUUAGCUCCGGAGCACAAAAUUCCUGCGUGUUAUGAUGAUUCAUGGGCUGUUAUGAAAUGGGUCUCUCAGGGAAGUGAACCAUGGCUGAAAAGUUAUGCUGAUUUCUCCAGAGUUUUCUUGUCAGUUAUUCCUCUUCAUUCGCAUGCUUCGUCUGUUACUGUGUUCAAUGGAAUGAACUUCUCUGAAUGGCAUGAACAAAUGAUUGUUGGUAACAACAUUAAUAAUACUAUUCCACAAACAGAAAAUGCCAAGGAAUACCUGAAGUUUGUGGAAGAAUAUUUUUGUUCUGCUGAUUACUCUCGCUGGUACACUAGUGGCUAA
Molecule: messenger RNA, 792 nt
Organism: Solanum tuberosum (potato)
Lineage: Eukaryota; Viridiplantae; Streptophyta; Magnoliopsida; Solanales; Solanaceae
Product: probable carboxylesterase 1
Exons: 3
Coding region: 121-792 (223 amino acids)
Molecular function (GO): hydrolase activity
Source: RefSeq, a predicted model, not a curated record